Messenger RNA from Rhipicephalus microplus (southern cattle tick), 657 nucleotides. Its product is annotated as piggyBac transposable element-derived protein 2-like. The record is from RefSeq and is a predicted model, not a curated record. Lineage: Eukaryota; Metazoa; Arthropoda; Arachnida; Ixodida; Ixodidae.
AUGCCGUGGGGCGUCAAGGUGUAUAUGUUGUGCGGAGCUUCCGACAUCAUAUACGAUUUUCUUAUUUACCAAGGUUCAACGACAUGCCUGAAUCCAGACCAAAAGAAGGAAUUUGGCGUCACGGGUGCUUUGGUUCUUCACUUCACGUCAAGGAUUCCGGAUGGACUUGGACACAAAAUGUUUUUUGACAAUUUCUUUACAUCUUUGCCUGUGAUUCGAGAACUCGACAAGAAGAAGAUAUAUGCUGCCGGCACUAUACGCAUCAACAGGAUGCAAAAUUGUCCACUGAAAUCGGAGAAAGAAUUGAAAAAAGCUGGAAGAGGCUCCCAUGACACUUUAGUAAGCAGUGAUGGAAAGAUUGCCAUAACGCGGUGGUUGGAUAACCGCGCGGUGAACAUGGCAUCCAACUUCCUAGCUGUUGAAGAAGAAGAUUAUGUCUCCCGAUGGAGUAAGACAGAUGGUGCUUUCAUUGAAGUGAAAAGGCCUGCUGUAGUGCAAGACUACAAUCAGAGCAUGGGAGGAGUUGACAAGAUCGACUUUCUUGUGUCACUAUACUGCACCAACAUUCGUUCUAGGAAAUGGACACUUCGCGUUAUUGCACACUUCAUGAACUUGGCUGUGACGAACUCCUGGCUGGAAUAUCAACGCGAUGCUUAG